Molecule: messenger RNA, 2244 nt
Organism: Capsella rubella
Lineage: Eukaryota; Viridiplantae; Streptophyta; Magnoliopsida; Brassicales; Brassicaceae
Exons: 2
Coding region: 314-2017 (567 amino acids)
Source: RefSeq, a predicted model, not a curated record
CCUCUUUCUUACGCAAUUACAACACUUGAAACGCCUCUCUCUGUCUCUCUCUUCGCCGUGAAUGUCUAGAUAGUCAUAAGCUCUCUGUUAAAUGUUGCUCAAUUCUCUAAAUUUUUCCUAAAUUGUGAGGGGCACAGAGAGAGAGGCGCAUAGGAAACGGUGAUUUUCACAGUUCCCGGAGAAAGAAUCGGCUGAGUUUUUUUUAUCCUUUAUUGCUGCCCCGGAGAAUCUGAAACUCACUCACUCGAAAUUAGCUAGUGGAUUUUGGGUGGGGUUCUCUUAAUUCUGGAGAAAAAACUUGAAUUUAUACAAGAUGUUUGGGUGUGAUUGCUUUUACUGGAGCAGAGGAAUCUCCGAGUUGGAUUCCGAUUCGGCCGAGCCAAAGCCUUUCUCGCUUCCGUCUCCUCUUCCUAGCUGGCCACAAGGAAAUGGUUUUGCCACGGGAACAAUAAACCUAGGAGAAAUUGAAGUGGUGAAAAUCACCAAGUUCCAUAGAGUUUGGAGCUUUGAUUCAUCGCACGCAAAAUCGAAACGUGCUAUAUUUUACAGAGCCGAGGAAAUUCCAGAAGGUUUCCACUGCCUUGGUCACUAUUGCCAGCCAGCUGAUCAGACCUUGAGAGGUUAUGUACUUGCAGCUCGGGCUACCAAACCCAACAAUGCUGAUGAUCUCCCGCCCCUGAAAAAGCCAGCGAGUUAUUCUUUAGUUUGGAGUGCUGAUUCAGAGAAAGAUGGCGGUGGCUAUUUCUGGCUACCUAUUCCUCCUGUUGGUUACAGAGCAAUGGGAGUUAUUGUAACUCAACAACCAGGGGAACCUGCGACAGAGGAGGUUAGAUGUGUAAGAGAGGAUCUUACAGAGAGUUGUGAAACCUAUGAGAUGAUACUUCAGGUGGGUUCUUCGAAGAAGUCGAACCGCUCUGAUUCUCCUUUUAGUGUAUGGAGCACCCGACCUUGCGAGAGAGGAAUGCUGUCUCAAGGUGUAGCUGUUGGGUCAUUCUUUUGCUGCAUUUAUGAUCUGUCUUCUGAUAGGACAGUCUCUGAUAUUGGAUGCUUGAGGAAUCUAGAUCCGACUUUACACGCAAUGCCAAAUCUCGACCAGGUCCACGCAGUUAUAGAACACUACGGACCAACAGUCUACUUCCACCCUGAAGAGGCUUACAUGCCUUCAUCCGUACAAUGGUUCUUUAAAAACGGAGCUUUGUUGUACCGGUCAGGGAAAUCACAAGGUGAAACGAUUAACUCCACAGGUUCGAACUUGCCUGCUGGAGGAUGCAAUGAUAUGGAAUUCUGGAUAGACCUUCCCGAAGACGAAGAAGAAAAGAGUAAUCUCAAGAAAGGAAACCUUGAAAGCUCCGAGCUUUACGUUCAUGUGAAACCAGCACUUGGUGGAACAUUCACUGACAUCGUUAUGUGGAUUUUCUGCCCCUUUAAUGGCCCGGCCACACUCAAAAUUGGGAUAUUCACGUUACCUAUGACCCGCAUAGGGGAACAUGUUGGUGACUGGGAACAUUUCACUUUCCGCAUAUGCAACUUCUCUGGUGAGCUGUGGCAAAUGUUCUUCUCUCAGCACAGUGGUGGUGGUUGGGUUGAUGCAUCAGAUAUUGAGUUUGUGAAAGAUAACAAACCGGCUGUGUACUCAUCUAAACACGGACAUGCGAGUUUCCCUCACUCAGGAAUGUAUCUCCAAGGCUCGUCAAAGCUGGGGAUUGGAGUGAGAAAUGACGUUGCGAAAAGUAAGUCCAUUUUGGAUUCUAGCCGAAGGUAUGUGAUUGUUGCAGCGGAGUAUUUAGGUAAUGGAGUUGUGAUCGAGCCGUGCUGGUUACAGUAUAUGAGAGAAUGGGGUCCGAGCAUUGCCUAUGAUUCAGGGUCUGAGAUCAAUAAGAUCAUGGAUCUUCUUCCUUUGGUAGUUAGGUUCUCUUUUGAGAACAUUGUUGAUUUGUUUCCCAUUGCUCUUUAUGGAGAAGAAGGUCCUACGGGGCCAAAGGAGAAAGAUAACUGGGAAGGAGAUGAGAUGUGUUGAAACUUGAAAGAAGAAAAACUUCUGUGAACAAAAAGGUUUAAUGGAAGGAUAUGUUCAGUGUCAGUAUCUGCAGCGCUGCGUGACUAAUAUGUAUGUACAGUAUACUAGUUUAGGGUUUGAUCUUGGUGUUGUAAUUUGAUGAUGUAAGACCUAAAACGCUGUAUUUGCGGCUGUUAUGAGCAAUAUGAAUGAUGUAUUUUGUUAAGUUGUUCUGCUCUGUUCUCGUA